This is a messenger RNA of Plasmodium fragile, 381 nucleotides long. RefSeq lists its product as uncharacterized. The transcript is spliced from 5 exons. The coding region runs from base 1 to 381 and encodes 126 amino acids. Lineage: Eukaryota; Apicomplexa; Aconoidasida; Haemosporida; Plasmodiidae. The record is from RefSeq and is a predicted model, not a curated record.
AUGCACACUGCAAAUAUGUUCCACGUAGAGGCAACUUCAAACUUGAAAAUGUUAGUAAAUGAAAUGUCCUAUUCUCACUUUAAUGGAAAAUGUAGAAAAAUGACUUCAAUGAAAAGUGAAUUCAUCUUUGGGAAUAAUUUUGUUCUAAAUGAAAAAAUUAUUCCCAUGAGUCCUGCGAACCGUUCAAAAUUAAAAAAAAUGAUAGACCGUGAUGAGGACUUCAAAAUAAAUAUACAUGCCCCCGUGGAGGACACACAGGAAGUGUUGGAAUCUUUGGAUUCCCUGAUGCGGGUGGAAGAAAUCCAGAGAAAAGUCGACGAAGAAGAGUUCAUGGAGGACAAACAGAGGCUGUUGAAAGUUCAUAAAAAGAGAAUUCAGUAA